AUGAAUCAAUUAUCAGAUUUGGAACUAGUAGCUCAAGCUAUGUCAUCGUCAGGACCCAACCCCCAAGCCCAAUCCCAACCCAAUGGCAAUGACGAUACAGAACAAUCGAACCAGAGCCAAGAUCAGGAUCAGAAGCAUGUCAAAUCCCAGUCAAAUCCUAACUUCAUACCCAAUGUCAACGGCAACACCCAAUCUCGCACUGGUCAGACGCCAUCAGACUUACCGAACCUCCAGUCACUCAAUCUCGCUAUCGACCCCACAACACUCACCUCCCUCACUUCGUUAAUGUCACUAUCAGACGACCAGCUUGAAGGUCUAGACGAAUCUCAGAUAGAGGAAAUCAUGAAGCAGCUUGAAAUUGCUGAUGACGUUGCGGAUGAUUUGGAAGGGAAGUUGGAUAGGUUACUAGCUACGCUUGGAGGGGUUGAGGAGGAGAUCGUUAAUGAUAUUGAUGAGAAGGAUGAUCAGCAGAAGAAGGAGGAGGAAGGUAUAGACAACAAGUAG
Kwoniella botswanensis is the source of this 504-nucleotide messenger RNA. RefSeq lists its product as uncharacterized. NCBI's taxonomy places the organism in Eukaryota, Fungi, Basidiomycota, Tremellomycetes, Tremellales, Cryptococcaceae. The transcript has a single exon. The record is from RefSeq and is a predicted model, not a curated record. Bases 1 to 504 code for a protein of 167 amino acids.